Messenger RNA from Xylona heveae TC161, 2747 nucleotides. RefSeq lists its product as hypothetical. The coding region runs from base 227 to 2362 and encodes 711 amino acids. Gene Ontology annotation, biological process: translation; nuclear-transcribed mRNA catabolic process, deadenylation-dependent decay; translational termination. Gene Ontology annotation, cellular component: translation release factor complex. Gene Ontology annotation, molecular function: translation release factor activity; GTP binding; GTPase activity. The transcript is spliced from 3 exons. Lineage: Eukaryota; Fungi; Ascomycota; Xylonomycetes; Xylonales; Xylonaceae. The record is from RefSeq and is a predicted model, not a curated record.
AAAUUUAAAUCCUCAAAAAGAACCACAAUUUCUCCAAGAGGGUCUUAGCGCAACGUCAUCGUGGUCCUCUUUCUCUCUCUCUUUUCCCUCAUUUCGAUUUAAGGCCACAUAAAGGCUGGACCAAGGGAAAAUUCUUGGCUGUUUCAUCGCAAUUAUUCCAGCCUUCUUUUCCUCCGAGUUGUGAAGUCGUUGUCUUUUUUCGUUCUGCCAUUUCCCCGCUCUCAACAUGUCAAACCUCAACUCAUGGGAGGACGACCCUGCCGCUCAGGAUGACAACCUCUCACGUCAGGCUCAGCAGAGCCUCAAUCUGAACAACAACAAUCAAGGCGGCGGAUUUCGUCCCAGCGUGAACUCAUUCCAGCCUGGCGCUGCCUCCUUCACCCCUGGACAGUCGUACCAGGCCUACGGUAACUUCGACCCUGCCGCAUAUGCGCAAUACUACGGCCAGGGCUACGGCGCAUACCCUCAAUAUGGUCAAGGCCAAGGUCAAGGUUACGGUCAAUACUACGGUCAGGGUUAUCAAGGUGGCUACGGACAAGGCGCCUACGGAGGACAACAACAACAACAACAGGCUUACCAGCCUCAGACUCAGACUCAGCAGCCCCAGCAACGGCAGACACCCGUGAUUGCAAAGCGCCCUGAAACCGCAUCGCCGCAACCCGAUGGUCAGACAGCUCCGGCGAAGCCUGCCGCAUCUACCGGUGCUCCCGCUCCCAAGGCCAAGGUGUUGUCAAUUGGUGGCGAAUCUGCGGCUCCAAAGCCCAAGGUCCUAUCCAUCGGUUCAACUCCCUCUCCCGCCCCGGCUAAGACACCAUCUGCAGCUCCCCCAACUGCCGCUGCUGCCGCAACCGCCCCGCCGGAGGCUGGCGCCAAGGUUGCUGCUGCCAAGGCCAUUGAAAAGACUGAAGAAGCGCCCGCCACUAGCGGUAGAACGUCGCCUACUCCCUCAAAUGCCGGCAGAUCUUCUAGGGCAGAGCGCAGGCAAGCAGAGCGCGAAGCGGAUGCGGUUGCCAAGGAACAGGCCGCAGAUGUCGACGAGGAGACCCUGGCCGAGAUUUACGGCAAGGAACACGUCAACAUCAUCUUCAUUGGUCACGUCGACGCCGGAAAGUCCACUCUUGGUGGUAGUAUCUUGUACGCAACCGGCAUGGUCGACGAACGGACAAUGGACAAGUACAAGCGCGAGGCCAAGGAGGCUGGUCGAGAGACCUGGUACCUCUCGUGGGCUCUCGACCUGACCAAGGAAGAGCGAGCCAAGGGUAAAACUGUCGAAGUCGGCCGAGGCUUUUUCGAGACUGAGAAGCGCAGAUAUUCUAUUCUGGAUGCUCCUGGUCACAAGACAUAUGUGCCGAACAUGAUUGGCGGCGCUUCUCAGGCCGAUGUCGGUAUCCUAGUCAUUUCUGCCCGUAAGGGUGAAUAUGAAACUGGUUUCGAAAAGGGUGGACAGACCAGAGAGCACGCUGUCUUGGCCAAGACUCAGGGUGUCAACAAGCUUGUCGUUGUUGUGAACAAGAUGGAUGACCCAACCGUCCAGUGGAGCAAAGAGCGGUACGAUGAGUGCACUACCAAACUGGCCCAAUUCUUGAAGUCUGUUGGCUACAACAUCAAGGCUGAUGUCAUGAUCAUGCCCGUCUCCGCUCAGACCUGCGUUGGCAUCAAGGACCGCGUGCCCUCUGACGUCUGCCCCUGGUAUGACGGCCCUUCGCUCUUGGACUACCUUGAUUCGAUGCAGACGCUUGAACGCAAGAUCAAGGCGCCAUUCAUGAUGCCCGUCAGUGCCAAGUACCGUGACAUGGGAACUUGGAUUGAAGGAAAGAUCGAGUCUGGUGUCAUCAAGAAGGGAAUGACCUACCUUUUGAUGCCUAACCGAGACAAGGUCGAUAUCUCGGGCCUGUAUGGAGAAUCUGAAGAUGAAAUCCCUGCUGCCACUUGUGGUGACCAGGUCCGUAUCAAGUUGCGGGGAAUUGAAGAGGAAGACAUCCUUCCUGGUUUCGUUCUUUGCUCGCCAAGACGCCCUGUCCACUGCGUCUCGGCAUUUGAGGCCCAGAUUGUUCUCCUCGAUCUCAAGAGUAUCUUGACUGCUGGUUACAACUGCGUUCUGCACGUGCACUCUGCCAUCGAAGAAGUUACUUUUGCGGCUCUGCUGCACAAGCUUGAGAAGGGUACCGGUAGGAAGAGCAAGAAGCCUCCGUCCUUUGCCUCGAGGGGAAUGAGCAUCAUCGCUCGCCUGGAGGUGACGGGAGCUGCUGGUGCCGUGUGCGUUGAGAGAUUCGAGGACUAUGCUCAGCUGGGACGUUUCACCCUCAGAGACCAGGGUCAAACCAUCGCUAUUGGAAAGAUUACCAAGCUCAUUACCAACUAAAUGUCUUUGAAUCGUUCGCGGAGAGUCUGGAUUGCUAGAAAAGAUGCCAGGCAAUAUUUGGACGAUAACUGAUUGUUUAUGGUGCAUUGCAUUUGAGACUGUUCGAUGUUGAAUAAAGACGUGCAAAAAUUAGAUCAUCUUGCUCCUUUUGGUUACAUUAUUGCUGAAUGUCAAAAUAUGGUGCAUAUCAAGUCCAAGCAACCGCAUAUGAUGCUAUCGUUAUUGCUGGUCUAUUCAUUACAUGUGUGAUGUUCAAACUAAGCAACUGGAACGGUGCUGGUAGGCGACUUUGAAAAUGUAUAUUCAUGCUAGGUAUCAUUUGUAUCAUGUAUGUCAUUCAGUCAUCAGAUUCAUAAUCCACCAGCGCAAUGGCAGAUGGCCCCGA